GGUCGAGAGCACUGUAAGAAAGCUUUUCAUUUAUAUAUGCCUUCAUCAAGGGCAUACCUAGCCACCCAGUGCCAGAGAUCUUCUUUACUUCAAUUUCAAGUUCUUAUACUUAUUCAAUUCAAUCAAACACUUUGCAAAGAAUUCAAACAUGGGGAUUCGCUUGCCCAGGAUUGUUAGUGCUAAGCAAAUUCUACGACGGAUUCUUUUGUCACAAGAGACAACUGAUGUGCCUAAAGGCCACUUUGCUGUUUAUGUUGGAGAAAAUCAGAAGAGAUUUGCUGUUCCAAUAUCAUAUUUGAAGCAUGCUUCAUUUCAGAACCUGCUAAGUCAAGCUGAAGAAGAGUUUGGGUUUCAUCAUCCUAUGGGUGGCCUCACUAUCCCAUGUAGUGAACAAGUCUUCGCUGAUAUGAUUUUCAGUUUGUAGACCUUAUCAAGAAAUGCUGUAAAGGAUGUUACAUAAUGAGGAUAUAAUAUAGUGUAGAAGAUAUUCGCUAUCUAACAAUACUAAUCUAUGUAUCAAUUUUGGAUUGACAAAUGAAAGUAAAUAUGUUUGAAUUA
This is a messenger RNA of Hevea brasiliensis (rubber tree), 558 nucleotides long. Its product is annotated as auxin-induced protein 15A. NCBI's taxonomy places the organism in Eukaryota, Viridiplantae, Streptophyta, Magnoliopsida, Malpighiales, Euphorbiaceae. The record is from RefSeq and is a predicted model, not a curated record. The transcript has a single exon. Gene Ontology annotation, biological process: response to auxin. Bases 149 to 424 code for a protein of 91 amino acids.